GGGGGCGGGGCGCGGCGGGCGGACCAUAGAGCGGGGAGGCCGCCGGCAGCGCAGAGCGGCCCCGGCUCGGCGGUGACCCGCAGCCAAGAUGGCGGCGCGGAGGCCCCGCCGCGCCUCAGAACGUGAAAGUGACGAUGAUUCCUAUGAAGUGUUGGACCUAACAGAAUAUGCAAGGCGUCACCAUUGGUGGAAUCGUGUGUUUGGCCGCAAUUCGGGACCAAUUGUAGAAAAAUAUUCCGUGGCCACACAGAUUGUGAUGGGCGGAGUGACUGGCUGGUGUGCGGGAUUUUUGUUCCAGAAAGUCGGAAAGCUUGCAGCAACUGCAGUAGGUGGUGGCUUUCUUCUGCUUCAAAUUGCUAGUCAUAGUGGAUACGUACAAGUUGAUUGGAAGAGAGUUGAAAAAGAUGUAAACAAAGCAAAAAAACAGUUAAAAAAGCGUGCAAAUAAGGCAGCACCUGAAAUCAAUACUCUAAUCGAAGAGUCAACAGAAUUUAUCAAACAGAACAUCGUGGUCUCCAGUGGAUUUGUUGGAGGCUUUUUGUUAGGCCUUGCAUCGUAAGGACCUGAAUCAUCUCUUCCCAAUGGCAUUCGUGUCAAAGAACAGUUGUGGUGACACACUGUCAGAAAGCAGUGUGGGUCACCGUGCCCUCCAGAGCAAGACGAAUGGAAUAGGUAGAAAAUUUGGAAGCUUUCACAUUUUAGGCUUUUGCCUCUUGAAGCUUGGCAAAACUAGAAUUUGCUGAAAAAAUGCAGUGUGCUCAUUAUAGCAUUUCUGGGCAAAACUGGUUCAUCUUCAUCAUGACUCUUUUUAUCUAUGACCUUUCAAGAUCUAGCAUUUUUAAAAUGUUAUUCUUGGAAUAUAGAUAUGUAAGCAUAUUGUAAGAAAGCAAGCUCCAUUUGUAUGUUUUCAAGUAAAUACUGUUAAUUUUAAAAGUAUUUUUCUUCAUGCUGUAGUAGAUAGUAUUAACGACUACAUACUGUACAUGAUACUGUAGUUUCAGCCUCGUGGCUGCCUGUGUUCUUUAGAAGUCACUGCAAUAAUCUGUAAAUCUGUAAUACCUUUUUACAGAGUAUUAAAUAACAAAGAAUCAUCAGCUCAUUAAAAGUGAAAAUUGACUUUGACUCUGGCCUCUCUAUACAUAGAGAAUAAGUCUCAUUUUCAUGUCCUGCAGGCAUCUGGUACAAAUAUUUUGCACACAAGUUUGUGUGCUAAGUGAAUGUGUAUGUUACUUUUCCCAGAUGUGUAGACAUGCAUAAAUUCAUUGAUAAAACUGUAGUACACAGAUAAUCAUGGCAAGGAUCAUUGUUUCAUGCUCAGUGAGCUCUCAGGCUUCAGUAGGUGGUGAAAUGAGGCCCUGAGACUUCUGCCUGAGCACUUUGCAAGGGCUCAUACUUUGUGUGGCUGGAUGCCAUGACAGUAUGAUGUACCUUGGAUCGACUGAAGGCUUCUCUUGUAGCCCGUUUUAGAUAGAAAUUAUGAGGUAAUGCUCACUUUCAUAUUCACCUCUAUUGCCACCAUGUUCUGCCCAACUUAGCCUUUAAAAAAGAAAAAAACAGUUCACUUAAUUUGACUUUUACUGUUAAUUUGACUUUUCACUGUCUAGGGUGUCAGCUAUGGAAAAUCUAGGGUACAGAUUGGCUUCAGUCAGCUUAUUGGAAGAGUGCCUAUUGCCUCUGAUGUCUGGGAAAGUAAAUGAGACUUCAUCUGUGGGAUGUGGUUGCGGCCUCCAUCUUUGACAAAUCAAAGCCAGAGGCAGAUUCUAAAGGAGAGGAGGUAUAAUUUUCUAGCCUGUCUACAGCUAAUUCUGAAGCAGGGUUUUAAGGUGGUUUUGGUCAUUUCUUACUAAAUUGUUCUCAAGAAGUUGAGAAUCCAAAUGCAUGCUUUGUACGUUUUUCUGUUUUUCAAACUUAUGAACCUUUUACCUAAGACAAGGGGAUGUUUGCCCUGACCUCCUUUCCCUGCUUUAAUUCUGUGCCCAUAAGUUAAUGUGAAAUUGAGCCUGCCUCAUGCAGGUUUUGUUGGGUUCUUGUUUACACACCUGAACAGCAGUAAUGAUGCAUCAGCAUCCCAUGGCUGAAUGUGAACUUCUGAUGUGCAGGGUAAGUGAUGAACCUCCAUCAGAUGGACUGUACAUGAAAGGCCUUUGACAUCAUAACCUAGUUUAUAUUUAGAUCAGGGCAUCUGUGAGCUUCAGAGGCGCUAACGUACUGUAGGUUAACUUCAUCUGGCUGGGGUAAGUCAUGAAGCACAUCGUGCAUGCCUGCCAGGUUUAUGUAAUGCUUUAGUAAAGCUAAAACCUGUUUAGAAUUUUGGAUAUCAAAACAACAGCAAAAAGGCAACAAGGAAGACAUUGCAUGUUAUCCUAAGGUUUUGUUUUUUUCUAAAAAGGUGAAUUUCUAAAGCUAUGUAAAAACAAUUGUUGCAGUUCAUUGGAAAUGGGAAGCCAAGGAAGGGGCUGCGUCAUCUGGCAUUAAAGAAAAACAUUGAAUGAACCAUUGUAUGAAAGUUUCUUUUCCUUAGUAUUCAAUCCAAAGGAGAUUGGUAAGGUAACCAUCAUGUUCUUCUCUGCUGGUGAAGCUGAUGGAUUUUGGCAUGUCAUAGGAUUUACCGAAGCCGACCACUGCAAGUCACGCACAUGGGUGAACUCAGAUGUUCCGAAGGUCUCUGGGAGUGAAGUGAGCACCUCGAUAACGCGAACCCACAAACUUGCAUCUAAAAAGGAGUCUGCCCUGUGAAAGGGUUUCAAGGGAGCAUGCUGCAGUGCCCUUUCUAAAAGGGCUGCUGUGAGUGAGAAAUAUGCUUCAUAGUUAAAAGUAGAAUUUAAAAUAACUUUUAUAGCAGUCUGCAAGCCCAAUUUCUGCAGGGGAAAGUUGUUCUGCUGUCCUGUUACUGUUAUCUGGGAUACUCAGUAAGAUGAUGAAUAAAGAACUGAUCGAACGAA
Oxyura jamaicensis (ruddy duck) is the source of this 2942-nucleotide messenger RNA. It is a transcript of the gene FUNDC1, whose product is annotated as FUN14 domain containing 1. The coding region runs from base 89 to 559 and encodes 156 amino acids. Lineage: Eukaryota; Metazoa; Chordata; Aves; Anseriformes; Anatidae. The record is from RefSeq and is a predicted model, not a curated record. The transcript is spliced from 5 exons. Gene Ontology annotation, cellular component: mitochondrial outer membrane. Gene Ontology annotation, biological process: autophagy of mitochondrion.